AUAUUGUGUAAAAAUCAUCGGAUCUUAUGUGUAUACUGACAUAACUUGGAAAUGUGUUAGAUAAUAUUAUCGCGAGAUAUAGCGUGACCUAACCGAUAUGUUGGGAAAAUAGCGUCUAGAAAGAUGUCCACGUUCUACAGGGUUUCCUGCGAUUGUUUAAAAAUCAUCACGACGAUGUUGCUUGUGUUUCUUGGGAAUUGUAAAUAAUAGACGAGUGAAACGGUGCAACAUGCCCGGAGGUAGACGAAACGCCGCCAAUCGUACUGGAACGACUGGUAAAUCCGGCAGUACUUACACAAGUUCUACUAAUGCCAGUGGAAGAAGUAACAGCGGUGAGAGGACGGUCGGGAAUAGCACGGACGAUAAAAAAUCUGACGAGAUUCACAAUGGAAAAACUCUGGCACCAAAGCAUAUUCCUAUACCUGUGGUGCCAGUCGAUGGACAGUUAACCUUCGAGAUCAUGUCUUUGGCUAUUUCGAUCAUGACGACUUGCAUGCAAUUGCUGAAUAUAUACAAGACUGUUUGGUGGUUGCCACAUUCAUAUAAUUGUUAUGCUAUGAAUUUUUAUUUAAUAGAUCCCUAUGUGCUUAUAUUUAUUUUUACAAUCAUGGCGUGUAAAGUAAUUCAUAUAUUAUUAAGUCGGUCUGUUGAUGCUUUAUCACCGGUUCGAUGGUUACCUACAACCCAAAAGGUUAUGAGAAUGUUUCUCUCAAUUACUGUGAUGAGUAUAAUUUCCUGGUGUCUGUAUCAUUUGGGUGAAAAACAUGAUCUUUUGAAAAUGUUCUAUCUAUGUUAUCCAAGUUUGUCAAUAUAUUUUAGUAUGUUUGGAGUAAAUCUAACACCAUUCUAUGAUAUCUCUGCAUCAUCCCUUUGUGGAAAGGAGGAAAGGAAAAUGAAGUAUUUAUUAGAUAAGCCUCUGCAUAACUGCUCGUUGAAUGCACCAGCCAUCAGAGCAGAAGUCUCCACUCUAAAAUUAGGUUUUAAUCGACGAAUAAAACACGCUUUAUUCGCGUCCUCUGGUACCGCGUUCAUAUGCGGUGUUGUUCCCAUGAUUUUCGCGCCGCCGCAUUUAUAUUUCAACCGUCAGUGGGUGAUACAGCAAGCGGUUUUCUUCUGGUUCGAAAGAAUGAGUGCGUACUUCGUUCACACUUGUCCCAUGAGAUACUACGACGUGCUGCACAGAGCGGCGUUGCAUUUAGGACGAUGGGAUAAGAUAGCCAAUGAAAAUCGCAAUAAUGUUUACAUUCAGCCAUGGAGCGACGCGGUGUUAUGGCCCCGUGGGUCGAUCGUACGGUAUAACAGAGCAAUCUACCGUUCCGUAGGUUUAUGUACAGCGGCAGAACCGGGCAAUAUGGAGCAUUCUAGAUUUAAUGUUUUUUUCUACAAUCCGAUAAUACUGCUGUGUUUAGUAUUAGUAACGCAUUUAAUAUUGGUGGGCAUUGAAUUGUUUAUUAUAUUAGGCGCAAUCGAAUGGUAUCAGUUACUAUCGUUGGGGUUACUGCUUUUCAUGAAUUAUUACACUUUGUUCAAAAUCGCCAGAGAUUACUUAAUAUGUUGGAAACUUUACUGCGUCGAACAAAUGAUACAAGAAAAGUCUCAAAUGGUUGUAAAUAUAGCUACUCAAUAAAAUACAAGUGAUAUUUCUGUAA
Molecule: messenger RNA, 1649 nt
Organism: Odontomachus brunneus
Lineage: Eukaryota; Metazoa; Arthropoda; Insecta; Hymenoptera; Formicidae
Product: transmembrane protein 39A
Exons: 8
Coding region: 230-1627 (465 amino acids)
Cellular component (GO): membrane
Source: RefSeq, a predicted model, not a curated record